This is a messenger RNA of Arabidopsis lyrata subsp. lyrata, 1602 nucleotides long. Its product is annotated as transcription factor bHLH133. Gene Ontology annotation, cellular component: nucleus. Gene Ontology annotation, molecular function: protein dimerization activity; RNA polymerase II cis-regulatory region sequence-specific DNA binding; DNA-binding transcription factor activity, RNA polymerase II-specific. The record is from RefSeq and is a predicted model, not a curated record. Gene Ontology annotation, biological process: regulation of transcription by RNA polymerase II. The transcript has 8 exons. Bases 213 to 1310 code for a protein of 365 amino acids. Lineage: Eukaryota; Viridiplantae; Streptophyta; Magnoliopsida; Brassicales; Brassicaceae.
AAAAAUGAAAAAAAAAAAAAAAAAAAAAAAAGCGAGAGAGAGAGAGAAAGAAAGAAUGGUGUUAAAUACAUCCAAAAAUCAUCAUUGACAUCUAUCGAUUGCUCAAUUUGUUUGUCUCUCUUCUUCUUUCCUUUUCUCCAAAAACUAAAGCAUCGAGAAACAACAAAUCUCAAAAUCUUUUCAUAUUCUUUUAGUAGAAAGUAAGAGAGGCGAUGAAUAGACGAGUGUUGGAGAGUUCGCCGGUUCAACACCUCACGGCGGCUGGAAACCCUAAUUGGUGGAAUAACGUCAGCGGCGGCUUGAGGCCACCACCACCGUUUAUGAGUCACCAGCCGCCGCCUACAACUCCUUAUCUUCCAAGUCUCUUGCCGACCUCCUUCUCUUCUCCAACUUCCUCUUCAUCUUCUUCUUCACCUUCUUUGCCUCUUCCUAAUAGUAACCCUAACUUCUCUUCUUGGCUUGAAAUGAGUGAUCUGCCUCUUGACCAGCCAUGGAACCUUAGUCAACUCCUCUUGGGUGGAUUGAUGAUGGGAGAGGAAGAGAAAAUGGAGAUGAUGAACCAUCAUCAUCAUCUUCAAAAUCAACACCAUAGUUACCAAGAGAAGAAGAUACAGAAUUGGGAAGAACAAGUUUUGAGGCACCAAGCUUCCAUGAAACAAGAGAGUAACAAUACUAAUGGUUAUAGAAUAAUGGCCUCACCAAACUCACCUCCAAACAAGUCUUGUGAUACAAUUCACAACACCAAUGAAGAAAACAACAAUAACAUUCACAAUGGUCCUAACUUGUCCGAGUGUAAUAGCUCAGAGAUUAUUGGGUCUUCUUUUGCAAAUAAGAAACCAAAACUUCAAGUUCCUUCAUCACAAUCAACUCUCAAGGUGAGAAAGGAGAAACUUGGAGGCAGAAUCGCAUCUCUUCACCAGCUAGUAUCUCCCUUUGGCAAGACUGACACAGCCUCUGUCUUGUCGGAGGCUAUUGGAUACAUUAGAUUCCUCCACAGUCAAAUUGAGGCUUUAAGUCUACCAUACUUUGCUACUCCCUCGAGGAAUAAUAUGAUGCACCACCAACAUGCACAAGGAAAUAUGAAUGGUAUAUUUCCUGAGGACCCUGGUCAGCUUGUGAAUGAGUAUUGCAUGAAAAGAGGAGUUUCAUUGUCAUCGACGGACAAUCAAAAAUCAAAUCCUAACGAAGAACCGAUGAAAGACUUAAGAAGUAGGGGACUUUGUCUUGUUCCAAUCUCAUGCACACUCCAAGUUGGCAGCGACAAUGGCGCCGACUAUUGGGCUCCGGCGUUGGGAUUCACUCUCCAGUGAACUAUUCACUUUCCGUUAUUUUAUUUUGGGUCAGCCAAAAAAAUUAGUAGAUGUUAUAACAUCAUGAGCAACCAAUCUAUUGAGAAAACAACAAAAUGAGUUUCCAAAUUUGAUUGCUCAUGAUGCUGUACCAACACAUAUUGGUUUUGGCGUUUGGCCUUUGAACAUUUUCUGUUGACGAGUAUGAGAUGGUAUGUUGAAUCAUGUUUUCUUGCUUUAAUAGGAAACUUUAUUAAUUCUCUUAAAUGUAUAUGUGAUAUGAUGCUUCUAUUUUAAUUUUAUUAUUGUUUUA